Messenger RNA from Colletotrichum destructivum, 2107 nucleotides. Its product is annotated as Putative major facilitator superfamily, MFS transporter superfamily. The coding region runs from base 474 to 2003 and encodes 509 amino acids. The transcript is spliced from 8 exons. Gene Ontology annotation, biological process: transmembrane transport. Lineage: Eukaryota; Fungi; Ascomycota; Sordariomycetes; Glomerellales; Glomerellaceae. Gene Ontology annotation, cellular component: membrane. Gene Ontology annotation, molecular function: transmembrane transporter activity. The record is from RefSeq and is a predicted model, not a curated record.
CAAACAGUGUCAAGGUGGAAUUGGCCUCCUGCACGUCUUAUCCAUUUUCAUACCCCCCUCCAUCUCGCAACUCGCCCAUUCACGAUCCGUUGUUUUCUCGUUGACCCCCGGACUGUCAGCCUCUUAGGGCUGAGGCAGACGUUGAAUGACUGCAGCUGCUGCCUUGUGUCAUCAGGUAUGACGCCGAGUAAUCGCAUGUCAGACAACAACCGGUAGCAAGCAGAUGAGGCUCAAAAAGGCCCACCGAAUCGAAUCGAGUUCGAGUGUCCCGUCGAAGCAGUUUUCGCCAAGCUCAUCGAUGGGUCUCUGGGGUAUAAAGGAUUCCUGGCUGAAUCGAAGGGAACAAUCCAGAGGUUCUUGUUAGGAAACCAAACCAGUUUCUAGACUGUAACUGUAGGAUUUGAGUUGCAAUCUCCAGCGAACAAAACACGAAGAAAAGAAAACCCAAGAGACAAAAGAGAGAGAGAAGCAAAAUGGGUCGCCCGUCACACAGCACCGACACGGACGCGACGGCCUCCAGGUCCUCCAUCUCCAUGGCCAAGGCCGUCGAGGACGUGGAAGUGGCCUCGUCCAACACACAGACAGUCGGCGAGAGGGCGAUGAACCGGCGCGUCAACAGGAAGAUGGACAUUGCGCUGCUCCCGCUGCUUUCCCUCCUCUACCUGUUCAACGGUCUGGAUAGGGGCAACGUGGGAAACGCCCAGACCCAAGGUUUUACCAACGACAUUGGCGCUGUACCCGACGAUCUGAACCUCGCCGUCUCCCUAUUUUUCAUCACCUUCAUCCUGUUCCAGCCGCCCUCUGCGGCUAUUGGGAGAUGGUUGGGAGGCAAGCACUGGAUUCCCGUCAUGAUGCUAGGCUGGGGCUUUGUUACCUUGGGGCAGGCGUUUGUCAAGGGCCGUGGUUCCCUGAUCGCAACCCGCCUCCUGAUCGGCGCCUUCGAAGCCGGAUUCUACCCCACCGCCGUGGCAUACCUCUCGUUCUUCUACUGCCGAUACGACCUCGCCGUCAGGGUCGGGCUCUUUUACGGCCAAUAUGCCGUUGCGGGCGCCUUUUCAGGGGCCAUCUCAUACGGUGUCUUCCACCUGAACCACGGCCCCCUAAAAAACUGGCAAUACCUCUUCAUUAUCGAAGGCGCGCUGACGGUGCUCUUCGGCCUCGUCGCGUGGGUCCUCCUCCCCGUCGGUCCCGGCUCCGCCUGGUUCCUGACCCCGGCGGAGCGCCGGUUCGCCGCGGAUAGGAUCCGGGCCGACAACGCCCUCUUCGUCGAGCACACGUACGACUCGGACGGCUUGGAGGAGGACCGGCUGACGAAGCGCGACUUCGUCGAGACGGCCCGGGACUGGAAGUUCUGGUACGUGCUGGCCUUCAACAUCUGCGCCAGCGUGCCCGGCCAGGCCUUUUCCGUGUUCCUACCGCUCGUCGUGCAGGGCCUGGGCUACUCGUCCAUCGAGGCCAACUUGAUGUCUGUUCCGCCCUAUGUCUGCGGUGCGGUUGGACUAUACUGCUUCACACUGAGCUCUGAUUACCACAAGGAGCGUGGUUACCACAUCCUCGGAGGCAUCAUGAUCGCCCUCAUCGGCCUGAUCGCAACUGUCACGGUCGAGUCCCAUGGUGGGAAGUACGCGGCGCUCUGCGUGCUUCUCCUUGGGAGCUACGUCGCCGCACCCCUGACUGUGGCGUGGCUGAGUGGAAACACACCCGAGCCCGGCAAGCGAUCCCUCGUCCUCGGCCUCAACGGCUUCGGCAACAUCUCGGGCAUCAUCGGCGCGCAGCUGUACCGGGCACAGUACAAGCCCGACUACAAAAUACCCUUCUACGCGACCCUGGGAUUCGUAGCGGCUGCGCUGGUGGGAUACCUCUCGUACCGGUUCACGCUCGCCGCGGUCAACCGUAAGAAGCUAGAGAUCAUGCGGCACAAGUCGCAGGAGGACAUUGAGAAGGAGCGCGUGGACGGGACACGUUACGCCGACAAGAAGUGGACAUUCAUCUACGGACUCUAAUGGGGAGGGGAGGGGUCUCGAAGAUCAAUGAGUAAAAGUAAUAGAACUGUAAUUAAACAUCCGAGAAGAAGGCAUCCGCCUCGCGGCGAAUCUUAUCUGCAAGA